Molecule: messenger RNA, 1122 nt
Organism: Orcinus orca (killer whale)
Lineage: Eukaryota; Metazoa; Chordata; Mammalia; Artiodactyla; Delphinidae
Product: heterogeneous nuclear ribonucleoprotein D-like
Biological process (GO): regulation of gene expression
Cellular component (GO): nucleoplasm
Molecular function (GO): poly(G) binding; poly(A) binding
Source: RefSeq, a predicted model, not a curated record
UCCAGCUCUUCCGCCGCCAUUUUAAAUCCAGCUCCAUACAACAUUCUGCUGCCGCUGCUGCCGCGACACGGAUUGCACGCCAGCACCUCCCGGCCGAUAACUCAGCCGCUAUGGAAGACAUGAACGAGUACAGCAACAUAGAGGAAUUUGCAGAGGGAUCUAAGAUCAAUGCGAGCAAGAAUCAGCAGGAUGAUGGUAAAAUGUUUAUUGGAGGCUUGAGCUGGGAUACAAGCAAGAAAGAUCUGACUGAAUAUUUGUCUCGAUUUGGGGAAGUUGUAGACUGCACAAUUAAAACAGAUCCAGUCACUGGAAGAUCAAGAGGAUUUGGAUUUGUGCUUUUCAAAGAUGCUGCUAGUGUUGAUAAGGUUUUGGAAAUGAAAGAACACAAGCUGGAUGGCAAAUUGAUAGACCCUAAAAGAGCCAAAGCUUUAAAAGGGAAGGAACCCCCUAAAAAGGUUUUUGUGGGUGGAUUGAGCCCAGAUACUUCAGAAGAAAAAAUUAAAGAAUAUUUUGGAGCCUUUGGAGAGAUUGAAAGUAUUGAACUUCCCAUGGACAAAAAUGAAAGAAGAGGAUUUUGUUUUAUUACAUACACAGAUGAAGAGCCAGUAAAGAAAUUGUUAGAAAGCAGAUACCAUCAAGUUGGUUCUGGGAAGUGUGAAAUCAAAGUUGCACAACCCAAAGAGGUAUAUAGGCAGCAACAGCAACAACAAAAAGGAGGAAGAGGUGCUGCAGCUGGUGGACGAGGUGGUACUAGGGGUCGUGGCCGAGGCCAACAGAGCACUUAUGGCAAGGCAUCUCGAGGGGGUGGCAAUCACCAAAAUAAUUACCAGCCAUACUAAAAGGGGACGUUGGAGAAAACAGGAAGAGAUUGCUAAGGUAACCCAUCUUGCAGGACGACAUUGAAGAUUGGUCUUCUGUUGAUCUAAGAUGAUUAUUUUGUAAAAGACUUUCUAGUGUACAAGACACAACUGUGUCCAACUGUAUAUAGCGGCCAAUUAGUUUUUGUUUUUACUUUGUCUUUUGCUAUCUGUGUUAUGACUCGACGUGGAUUUGUGUUUAUACAAAUUUUAUUUGUAUGAUUUCAUGUUAAACCUCAAAUAAAUGCUUCCUUAUGUGAUUGUU